GAUCAACGGCAAUUCAACGUAUCAACCUGUUUUCAACGUUGAUCCAACGCAACUGUGCCUGCUGGGUACUCAUUACUUCACAUUUAACAUGUCCACUGUAUUUAAUGUCACAUUUCUAUACAAACUAAAUAUCCUUUCAUACAACUCUUGCAGUUUUUUCAAAUUUCUAAUAAAAUUCCAACCUUAAUUUCUUUCUCUUUCACAGAUGGAGACCAAAGAAGUCAUUGUAAAAAAUGAGGCAACACCACUUAAUCAAAUGACGGUUACAGAUGACACAGGCUCAAUAACAGUCAAUUUGUGGAGAACAGCCACUACAUCCCCAGUUAAACUGGGAAGUCGUUUGUCAGUGGAGGGCAACCUCCACUUCAAUACAUAUGAAAACCAACUGGUAUGCCACGUCAAUUCACCAGAAAAUGUACAGAUUCAAGAAAGUGUCCGCAUAGAGAAAGCCAUCAAGUUAUUGGGGAUCAGUCAUGACCAGACAACUCAAGGCUUCCUUUUCUUUACUGAAGAAGAACAAGAAUUACAUAUGUCUUUGGAAGAAGCAAGAAAAAUAUGGCCACACCCUUCAGAGGAUGAAAUCAGCACAACCCUACCAAUGAAUAUUACAUGUGCAAUAACUGAAGGACAAAUGACAGAUGUAGCAAUACAGGGUAAUUGCUAAAAUUUUUGACUCCCAUCAUGCCAUACCAUAUACUAUUAAUACUAUAAUCAAAAUUAUAACUUUCCUUAUUUUAAUAACUUAAUAUGAGACGCUAACUGAAACAACAAUGUAAUAUGUGCAUACAUACACAGCUAUUGAUCUAGUCCUCUGCUUCCUUCGCAGUGCUGUGAAAAAACUGUUAAAAUAUACAUAAAAUCCUACAUUUUUUCAAAAUUUUCAAACUAUGAUCAUGUACCGCCACAUAAUGAUUUUAAAGCCUCACUCAGAGUUUUCCAUUUUUUUAUCUUCAAUGUUCAUUGAUAUGACACAAACAUUAUCUUAGCAUAUAACAACUGACAGUACCUCUUGUUACUGUUAUGCAUUUAACUGUAACUUAUAUUAGCUUUUCAUUAAUUACACAGAUAUAAAACCUUCAGACAUAAGCCAGCCCACCAUGCCAGAGCCAGGUACCUCUCUCAGCCAGCCCACCAUACCAGAGCCAGGUACCUCUGUUUGAAAUAGCAUUAUGGUAAGCUUGCUUUCCUUUUCAUUGUAAUAUAACUGCUGAAUAACAUUAUAUUGCUUCAACCAAAAAUCAGCUCUAAGCAAAUGAA
This is a messenger RNA of Lingula anatina, 1257 nucleotides long. RefSeq lists its product as uncharacterized. NCBI's taxonomy places the organism in Eukaryota, Metazoa, Brachiopoda, Lingulata, Lingulida, Lingulidae. The record is from RefSeq and is a predicted model, not a curated record.